Camellia sinensis is the source of this 1686-nucleotide messenger RNA. NCBI's taxonomy places the organism in Eukaryota, Viridiplantae, Streptophyta, Magnoliopsida, Ericales, Theaceae. The record is from RefSeq and is a predicted model, not a curated record.
CCCCCGUCUCUCUCUCUCUCUCUCUCUCUCUCUCUCUCACUAGGAUUGCUCAACCCGUCUCUCUGUCCCCUCUUUAAAAAAAAAAACAGUUUCUCGGGAAAAUUUGAAGUUCGCUCCGGCUAAAUCCUCCAUUUUCCUUCGUCAUGCCAUUUUGAUUUCACCAGAAUUUUUUUUUUGUUUUCUCGAGAAAAUAAGACAUUUUCCGGGAAAACAUAGCAACAAUUCGUAUUAAUUCGUUGAAAUCGCUGUUGAUUUGAUUUGAUGCUAGGAUUUUAUCAUUUGGACAGCAUUGGAAUGAGCAGAUCAGGCCACGGACUCUGGGUUUGAAAUUCCAAAACUGUUGAAGAAGAAGAAGAGGAGGAGGAGUGGUUUGGAGGAGUGGAUUGGUAAUUUUGAGGAAUGGAGGCUACGUGUGGGACGACUCUGCAAUUUGCGUCGCCAUGGAUUGGAUCGGAGAAGAUUGAGGGGAGAUUGAAUGGAUUUCUAAGGGUUUCUCAGAGGCGUAGAAAAGAUUAUAGGCUUAAAUCGAUUCAUUUCACCGAGUUUCAAUGGAGAACUGAGUCGACUCCGCGUCGACGGGUUUCUUCCUCUGUUUCACACCCUUGCAAUGAUUCUCAAGCUCCUGCACCGCAAUCAGGAAAUUUUCACAGUUUUGAUGAAAAUUGGUUGUUAAAGAGAAAGGGUGAGGAGGUUGCUUCAUAUUUAAAUGGUCGCUGUAUAUUUCUUGUUGGAAUGAUGGGCUCCGGAAAGACUACAGUGGGCAAGAUUUUGUCUGAAGCACUAGCUUAUUCUUUUGUUGACAGUGACAAAUAUGUUGAGGAGUCUCUGGGCGGAAGUACUGUGGCUCAGAUCUUUAAGAAGUUUGGUGAGAGUUUCUUUCGAGACUAUGAGAGUGAGGCGCUGAGGAAUUUGUCUUUAAUGCCGCGACAAGUUGUUGCCACUGGUGGUGGUGUAGUGAUUCGCCCUAUCAAUUGGGAACAUAUGAAGGAGGGGGUCACUGUCUAUCUAGAUGUUCCCUUGGAUGCCUUGGCACGCAGAAUUGCUGCUGUAGGCACUGGCUCUCGUCCUCUCUUGGAUUUUGAUUCAGGGGAUGCUUACACUAAGGCUUUCAUGGGUUUGUUUACUCUUUCAAAAAAGAGAGGGCAUGCUUAUGCUAGUGCUGAUGCUACGGUAUCCCUUCAAUAUAUCGCAGCGGAUCUAGGUCUUGAUAUAUCUGAUAUCACACCUACCGCUAUAGCACUAGAGGUACUGGUACAAAUUGAGAACUUCCUCCAACGCAACAAUGGCAUGUCCAUCAAAAUGUUCCCUUAACCUUAUGCAUACAUGGUUAUUUUUCCUCAGCUGUUUUCUUAUCUUAUGGGCUUCAUACCUACUUUUUUAUGAUGGAACUGUUAUAACAUCCCAAACCAAGAACAUAACAGAAUUUUAAAAAUAGUUGUCUUGACUGGUUGGUUGAUUAUGUGUACUAGGAGUGCAACAACUGAACAGGUUGGUUCAGUUUUUUCAUUACAUUGAUUUGGUUCUAAGCUUUAAAAUCAACCUGAUGGGAUUUGGGUUGAGUUCUGGUAAAUCAAACCAACCCAAGACUGGAACCCAUAUAUUGUAAAAAAUUUAUUUUUGUUCACACGUCUUCCUGUAAUUGUUUUGUUAUAAAUACUAAAAAGUGGACUUAAUUGUACUUUAUUA